CGCAUUAAAAGAAUCAUCUAUUUAGUGAUACGACAGUCAGGGCAGACUGUAAGUAGAUCGGGCUUAAUUCGGGCUGGAAUAGAAUGAAGUCGGGCUUAAGCAGGGGACGGGUACAAUUUUAAAAUUUCCGCCCUCGGAGCCCUUGACUGCGCGUCGCCUCCUUUCCGUUACUCGUCAGCAGCGAAGGCCACCCAGAGCUAAGCGAGGUCGCACGUUCUCUCGAAUGAACAGCUCUUCCGCCGCACAUAACCUAUUUCUUCGUUCGCCUCGCCUGGGAUACAGAAACUGUUAUUGUGGCAGAUGUUCGGCGUCUGCUGCACGAACCCUGGNACGGCUCGCCCCACUCAGCCGCCACGCCCCACACAGAGCCCCGGAAAGGAAGAGGAGGAAGAAGAAGAACAAGAAGAAGAAGAGGAAGGACUUGGGGCAGUCCCAAGUCCCAACCCGAUUCCACCAAACUGGCCACCUCCCAUUCAAACGCACCCGCCUGACCACACUAUCCCACCUCUUCCGACACACCCCCCAUCCCCAGGGUGGCCUGGCCUGCCGGCCAAUGUAGAUUCUACAACCACGUCGAGUACGACGACAACAACCAGCCCCCCUGUACCCACGCACCCACCUGUACCCACACAACCAACCCCCACGACCGAGGCCAGCGCCCCAAUAAUGAUAGCGGAUGCAUCCUGCGGGGCAAAGAAUGGCAACCAGGAGCAGGAGCGGAUCGUGGGUGGUCACAACGCAGAACUGGGCGAGUGGCCCUGGGUCGCAGCUCUAUUCAACGGCGGGAGGCAGUUCUGUGGCGGUUCGUUGAUCGACAGUACGCACAUCCUGACUGCAGCCCACUGUGUGGCGCACAUGAGCUCGUGGGACGUAGCCCGCCUGACAGUGCGACUAGGUGACCACAACAUAAAACUGAACUCCGAGGUCCACCACAUUGAGAAGAAGGUGAAGAGAGUGGUUCGCCACCGUGGCUUCGACUCACGCACUCUGUACAAUGACGUUGCCAUUCUGACAAUGGAUUCGCCGGUCACCUUCACGCAUCAGGUGCGACCAAUCUGUCUUCCGACAGGCAGCGCUCUGUAUUCGGGGAUAACGGGGACCGUCAUCGGCUGGGGGAGUCUGAGAGAAGGAGGCCACCAGCCAGACACACUGCAGGAAGUCAAUGUUCUGAUCUGGACCAAUGACGCCUGCCGGUCAAAAUAUGGUCCGUCAGCACCGGGUGGUAUUGUGGAGCACUUCCUGUGUGCUGGGGACAAUGGUCAUGACUCAUGUAGUGGGGACAGUGGAGGACCACUGAUGAUCAACCAGGGCCGCUGGAUGCAGGUCGGCAUCGUGAGCUGGGGCAUCGGCUGUGGCAAGGGACAGUAUCCCGGUGUGUACACCCGCGUCACACACUUCAUGAGCUGGAUCACCAAGAAUCUCAAGUAGUUCCUUAACAGUGCUUGGAAACCACAUGCAGUAUUUCUAGGUUUAAACUGUGUGUGUUGGAGUGACUGAAACAGUGCCAACAUAACAAACAAGGUACGGGUCUCUUGCGUUACUUCGAGUAUGUGCGUUCCUGAAGGAAAUAUACUUAACUUAUUCACAA
Messenger RNA from Zootermopsis nevadensis, 1588 nucleotides. The record is from RefSeq and is a predicted model, not a curated record. Lineage: Eukaryota; Metazoa; Arthropoda; Insecta; Blattodea; Termopsidae.